Molecule: messenger RNA, 2685 nt
Organism: Miscanthus lutarioriparius
Lineage: Eukaryota; Viridiplantae; Streptophyta; Magnoliopsida; Poales; Poaceae
Source: the annotation of a GenBank genome assembly
AUGGCUCUCUGCGAUGACAACGGCGGCAACGCGUGGGGAGGCCUUGGGUCUUAUAGAGAAGCUAUUGGUUCACGGUUAGACUUGUACCGCGACAAUAAGGGUAUGUUUUUCACCCUCUAUUCGGUGGAUCCUUUGGCAAACCAUGGCAUGUCCUUCAGCAUCGUUUUCACCAUGAGUAUCUACCAGCCGAACACCCCGAUGGUACUUGUCUUCGUCAUCAAACCUGCAAGCCUCGAUAGCCGUUUAAGUUAUGCUCUCAUGAAUAAUGUGAAUAGUUCUUGUUCGACAGCCACUGCAUCUCGCAACGUUGCCGGCAGCCACGUCUAUGCCCAAAUCACUGCACAUGACAGUAUAACACCUGCCAUCUUGGUACAUAUUUGCAGAGAGCCGCUACCGGACCAUUCCUCCAUGGCAAACAUGUAUAGCGUGUGGGUUGAUUACGACUAUACUAAGGACCACAUGUUGGUGUACGCAGAUGCAGGUGAAGGAACAUCGAAACCUGCAGCAGCUGUAGCCAACAAGAUCCUCAAUAGGCAAUGGAUGUUUAAAAAAUCAGCAUCAUUUGCCUUUUUCUCUUCGAUGGGGCAACUCCUACAACUGCACACAUGGAACUCAACAGCCGUCAGGCGUCGGCCAUCAUUUUGCGCAAUGCCUCCUCAUAUCCCAAGCCCAAGAGGCAAUCAAUGGACCAUCGCAUUGUCCUCCGUCCUUGGAUCGGCUUGUGCCGCUGCCAUCAUGGCUGCUACUCUUGUAUACUUGAACUCGAAAUAUAGGAGGUGGAAGAUGGAGCAGGAGAACCUCAUCCGGACCAUGCAGAACCUCCCUGGGGUGCCAACCCAGGUUGACUAUGCCGAGAUCAGAAAGGCCACGAAAAACUUCCAUGACACAAUGAAGCUGGGGAAGGGCGGAUUUGGGGCUGUCUAUAGGUGCACACUUCCUGCUGCUGCUUCAAGGAUGGGACAACAAUCGGUGGAGGUCGCCGUGAAGAAGUUAUUGCAGGAAGAUGAGCAUCGACGCUACGACGAUUUUCUGGCGGAAGUCAGCAUCAUUAACCGCCUUCGUCACAAGAACAUUGUACCACUCAUCGGUUGGUCCUACAACAAAGGGGAGCCCAUAUUGAUCUACGAGUACAUGAUGAACGGUAGCUUGGAUCAACAUCUUUUUCUGAAAGGUGUCACCGCCGGGCAGAGCCAACAUCAACAAGAGGAAACAUCGUCUAUCGGUACAUGGCAAAUCCGCUACAGCAUUGCUAAGGACAUAGCCACCGGUCUGCACUAUGUUCACCAUGAGCAUGAGCCAAUGGUGCUACACCGUGACAUCAAAGCAAGCAACAUCAUGGUCGACUCGACCUUCAGCGCGCGUCUCGGUGACUUCGGUAUAGCUUCCACAGUCGCCGUAGACCGGAGCUCCGUCACCGGUAUCGCCGGCACGUGGGGUUACAUAGCGCCCGAGUACGCGUUGACCUUCAGGUCCACACGGCAGACCGAUACCUACGCAUUUGGAGUUCUCAUCCUGGAGCUUGUUACAGGCAAGAAGAACGGCGACGUCCCACCGGACGACGACCACAUCACUGACUGGGUCUGGCGCCUUCACCGGGAGGAGAGGUUGCUUGAGGCUGUGGACGCUUGCAUGCUCACCACAGAAGACGCAGAGGACGACCAGCUGCGGGAUGGCGGCGUCCUUCUGGAGGCUAAGCGUCUCCUGCACCUUGGCUUGGCCUGCACCAACCCGAACCCGUACAAUCGCCCAAGUAUGGUGGAGGCAGUGCAAGUCAUUACCAAGUUAGCGCCACCACCGGAGGUUCCUCUUGAGAGACCCACAUUCAUGUGGCCCCCUCAAGAUUGGCGCGCACGUAACUCUGUGUACAGCACGGCGUUAAGUGAUUGCGAUGAGAGCUCGACGAGCACGGUCGAGACGGUGCAUGUCAGCGACAGCCAGGAGUAUGCUCCGUCUAUCCCCACUGGAGGACAUGGCUCCAUCAGUAGCACAGUGGCGACUGGGAGCCAGUGCCACGGUUCGGCUAGCACAGGUCCCUGGCGGGAGACCACCCGCCACGCAUUAGCUACCAGGCGGCGGCGUGCCGCGCCCGCUGCGUCUCCAGUACACCGCGGUGACACGAGGCACGAGCGGCGGCCGGUGCAUGGCGCGCGUGCCGGUGGACCCGGAGCGUGGAUCGUGCCGCAUCAUCGGGCCGUUCCUGGACCCGCACGCGGCGGCGCUGGCGCACGACCGCGUGGCGAUCGCGUACCUGGGCGACAGGGGCGGCCCAACUUCCCGGCGGCGUUCCACCCCAUCGAGCAGCGGUUCCUGCGGCUGUGCCGGGAGCGGGAGGGGCAGAUCGACGUGUGCGUGCUGGUGGCGGACCCCGCCACGUACGAGGCCCGGUACGCGACAUUCCUGGGGUCGGUGCUGCGGCUGAAGCAAUGGGGAGAAUUCAAAGGCCUCAUCGUCGAGUUCUUCAUCAGCCGCGCCUCCGAGAUCGGGGAUGACCUCCUCAAGGAGGGCGGGGAGAGGCUGGAGGCUAGGUUCGUGGAGAUGCACCGGAACAAGACGGUGGACCCGCACUGGCGCCCCUUGUACAUCCGCAGAGUCUUGCAGGAGCAAGAGAACCAUAAGCGGCAGCGGCAGCUGCAGCUGCAGCAGCAAGUCGCCGUGCAACGCCAGCAGCAGCUGUUUGUGGUGUGA